This is a messenger RNA of Rhincodon typus (whale shark), 951 nucleotides long. RefSeq names its product myosin light chain 5. The record is from RefSeq and is a predicted model, not a curated record. The transcript is spliced from 7 exons. The coding region runs from base 333 to 854 and encodes 173 amino acids. Gene Ontology annotation, cellular component: cytoplasm. NCBI's taxonomy places the organism in Eukaryota, Metazoa, Chordata, Chondrichthyes, Orectolobiformes, Rhincodontidae. Gene Ontology annotation, molecular function: calcium ion binding.
CAACAACUUACAAUCGGGUUUCCAGACGCUCUCAUCUCUCAAGUGUUGAUGGUAAAUUGAACUAUAAAAUGCCUCUUGUGAAAGAUCAGAAAUGGUCUGCAUCAGGUGCUGAUGCCUUAAUCGGCCGGUCACUAGGGACCCGUUCGCUGUCGGGUCGAAUGCUUCCAUGUAAGGAAUAUUCCUGCCGGCUGCUUCCAGAUUCGGGUUGGGGGGGGUGGUGGUUCGCUAGGGUUGCAGCUGUAAUCUCAAACCCUCAAGACGACCCACUAUAAAAACCACAGCCCAGGACAUAGGCGCGUACACACACAUAUUUGCAGGGAUCACGGGCAAGCAUGUCGAGCAGAAAAACGAAAAAGAAGGAGGGCGGUGCCAAACGGGCUCAGAGAGCUUCAUCCAAUGUCUUUUCCAGCUUUGAGCAAACGCAAAUCCAGGAAUUCAAGGAAGCUUUUACUUUGAUCGAUCAGAACAGAGAUGGCUUCAUUGACAAAGAGGAUCUGAAAGACACUUAUGCAUCCUUAGGCAAACUCCAUGUCAAAGAUGAUGAAUUAGAAUCCAUGUUACGUGAAGCUACUGGUCCAAUUAACUUCACCAUGUUUUUAAAUCUGUUUGGAGAAAAGUUACAUGGGUCUGAUCCAGAAGAGGCGAUGUUAAAUGCAUUUAAAAUGUUUGAUCCCGAAGCUAAAGGACACAUCAACAAAGACGAACUAAAGCAUAUGCUGAUGACUCAAGCUGACAAAUUCACUGCUGCAGAGGUGGACCAGAUGUUUCAGUCUUCCCCAAUUGAUGCAGCAGGCAACUUGGAUUACAAAUCUCUCUGCUACAUCAUCACACAUGGUGAAGAAAAGGAAGAGUGAAUGGGACGUAUAGUAGUUAUUGGGCUGCUCAGAUCUUUGCAUUUCUCCUUUAUUAUCAAGUUACAUCAACAGUGAAUAAAACCACUUUGUAAAUAGA